AUGAGUCCAUUGUCACCACGAUGUUCUUAUAUUCCAAAAGAAAAAUCUCCACAUUCAAUAUCUAGUCUUGAUGAAAAUGAAAUAGAUGAAGAUCGGAAGAAGUUAGAUCAUCUUGAUGAUGAUUCAUGUCAAAAUUUGCCUAAUUAUGCUACAUUUUCUGUGAAACAAUCACAUGAAUAUGCAGUGAGAAAUUGGUUACUAUCAAAUUUUAUUCAUAUUUAA
Molecule: messenger RNA, 222 nt
Organism: Schistosoma intercalatum
Lineage: Eukaryota; Metazoa; Platyhelminthes; Trematoda; Strigeidida; Schistosomatidae
Source: the annotation of a GenBank genome assembly